This is a messenger RNA of Emericellopsis atlantica, 1860 nucleotides long. RefSeq names its product ankyrin repeat-containing domain protein. Gene Ontology annotation, cellular component: nucleus; cytoplasm. Gene Ontology annotation, molecular function: protein binding. The coding region runs from base 1 to 1860 and encodes 619 amino acids. The record is from RefSeq and is a predicted model, not a curated record. The transcript is spliced from 2 exons. NCBI's taxonomy places the organism in Eukaryota, Fungi, Ascomycota, Sordariomycetes, Hypocreales, Bionectriaceae.
AUGUGGGCUGGACUGCUGUUGGAAAAUAGGGGGGACCCAGAGAUGCCGAACGUGAACGCCCCGGGCGCCGCGAAACGUAUCAAUGGAUGCGUUACCAGCUACACCAAGGGGCUCGCAGAGAUCACCAAGGACGAAAAGAACCCCACCGUGCAGUUUAUCCACGAGUCGGUGCGAGAUUUUCUGGUCCGGAACGAUGGUCUUCGCUCCAUAUGGCCCGAGCUCGGGGCAGACUUGGAAGCUCGAAGCCAUGACAGACUUAAAUCGUGCUGUCUAGCAUAUCUUGUCCAUCAGGAGGUUAGUUCUAGCUUUGAGCGGCCUACCAGGAAGUCUCUGGAGGGGGAAGAUCUCGAUGAGUAUGCACUCGACACGUCGUGGAUGUUUCCCUUCCUCAUGUACGUUGUAUACAAUGUUUUAUACCACGCCAACGCCGCGGCCGACCUGGUACCCCAGGGACCGUUUAUGGAUAAGUUUCCUCUCCAGUUUUAUGUCUCCUACUUGACAUGUCCCGCCGAUACAGAUCUCCUAUACAUCCUUGCAGCAUCGGGGUAUGCUGCGCUCGUCCGUGCCAGACUCAAAGAUCACCCGAGCAUCGCUGUCCCGGGGUGGGAGGGGGAGUUCCCGAUUACGGCUGCCGCAGCCAGUGGCGACAAAGAAAUUAUGUCGAUGCUAAUAGAAUCUGGAAGAGAUACCUUAUGGGUCAAUGGACACUGGCAGAGACACCAUCCCGAAACGGCCGAUCCUAUGUACGUGGCAUGCGAGAACGGCGAUUUGACAACACUCCAGUGGCUCCAUGCGAAGGGAAUUGUCGUCCAUGAAAGAUAUCUGCAGCCUGCAGUUGAAAAAGGCUAUGACGAGAUGGCUCGCUGGUUGAUUGCCACGGGUGCGGUUACCGACUAUGAAGACAAUUACAGCAAAAGCACGCUGCUAUCCGCUUUACAAAAUAAUUGCCUUGCAGCUGCGCGGCUGCUGCUUGAGCAUGGCGUGCGCAUCGACUCGAACGUCUGCCCGAAUGAGGAUGGUAACCAUUUACACCAUGUCUCGAAGAAUCGGCACCAAAUCCCUCUGGCAAAACUUCUUAUUGAGCGCGGUUUAUCUGUUGAUUCGAGAGACGAUGAGGGCCGGACGUUUCUAUCCCAUGCCUUCCAGGGGCCUUUCGAUGAGCCUUGGGUGCGCUACUUACUCGAUCGCAAAGCCAGUGUUGAAUCCAGGGACGAUUACGGUCGGACACCGCUUUCCUGGGCGGCAGAAUAUGGCGAUGAAGCCGGAAUCCGUUUCUUGCUGAAGCUGGGGGCCAAGACCGAGUCAAGGGACAACCACGGCCAUACGCCGCUGUCCUGGGCGGCAAGAGGUGGCAAUGAAGUUGGAAUUCGUUUGUUGCUGGACUCAGGGGUCGAUAUUGAGUCUACGGGCGAUCGUGGCCAGAGGCCGCUUUUCUGGGCUGCGCAACAAAGGAACGCGUCUGCAUUGCGUCUACUCCUUGACCGAGGGGCUGAUCCAAAGGCCAGGAACAAUGGAGAACAAACGGCACUCUUUGGAGCUGCCCUUUCCGGACCAGAGCUAUCAGUGGUUUACUUACUUGACGCAGGGUCUGAUAUUGAGGCCAAGGACCGCAGGGGUUGUUCACCGCUCUCGUUGGCUUCGAGGACUGGGAACGAGUGUGUAGUACGUCUAUUGCUCGAAAAGGGGGCGAACAUUGAGUCGACCAAUGAAGAGGGGAUGUCCCCCCUUUCGCAAGCUGCACGGUAUGGAUAUCCCCAGAUUGUGUUGCUGUUGCUCAAGCAUGGAGCCAAUAUCGAGUGGAAGAACUGCGACGGCGAUACACCGCUCAUGUUAGCGCCAUAUUUCCCAGGUUCGAAUUGA